Messenger RNA from Eucalyptus grandis, 1317 nucleotides. RefSeq names its product putative glucose-6-phosphate 1-epimerase. NCBI's taxonomy places the organism in Eukaryota, Viridiplantae, Streptophyta, Magnoliopsida, Myrtales, Myrtaceae. The record is from RefSeq and is a predicted model, not a curated record. Gene Ontology annotation, molecular function: carbohydrate binding; isomerase activity. Gene Ontology annotation, biological process: carbohydrate metabolic process.
AUGGCGACCGUUUCUUCCACGACCUCUUCGCUCGCCACUGCUACCUUCCCCAGCUCUCGCCGAUUCCCCCGGUCGGUCUCUCUCUCUCUCUCUCUCUGCGAUUCGUUGUCCGCAAUCGGCAUUGGAAUCGCGUCGCGAAUUUCCGGUUUUGUUGUUGUGUGGCUGAGAUCGACGGCUGUCGCGGAGGCGGUGCAGGUACGGACGGCGGUGUCGCGUCGGGAUGGCGUUCGCGAGCGCGGAGAAGGGGCUGCGGCGGCGGCGGCGGCGGCGGGAGUGAGCGUGACGGAAGGCGAGGAGCUGCCGAAGCUGGUGCUCACCUCCGCUCACGGCAGUGAGGCAGAGAUAUAUCUCUAUGGAGGUUGCAUCACAUCCUGGAAAGUUGCCAAAGACAAGGAUCUCCUAUUUGUUCGACCAGAUGCUGUAUUUAACAAGAAGAAACCAAUAAGUGGAGGCGCCCCACAUUGUUUCCCACAGUUUGGACCGGGUCCAAUGCAGCAGCAUGGAUUUGCAAGGAAUAUGGAUUGGUCCGUUGCUGAAUCCCAAAGUGAGGAUGGAAAUCCAAUUGUAACCCUAGAAUUGAAGGAUGGCCCUUACAGCCGUUCCAUGUGGGAUUUCAGCUUUCAAGCUUUGUACAAGAUCAUCUUAAGAGAGAAGAGCCUUUCCACCGAGUUAAUCAUCACAAAUACAGACACAAAACCAUUUUCAUUCAAUACCGCCCUGCAUACAUACUUCCGUGCUUCUGUAACAGCUGCCUCUGUGAAAGGUUUGAAGGGUUGUAAGACAUUGAACAAAGAUCCUGAUCCAAAAAACCCACUAGAGGGGAAGGAAGAAAGGGACAUUGUCACAUUCCCUGGGUUUGUAGAUUGCAUUUAUCUCAAUGCUCCCAGUGAGGUGAUUCUGGAUAAUGGCUUGGGAGAUACUAUAUCCAUCCAGAAUACGAAUUGGUCGGAUGCAGUCUUGUGGAACCCAUAUCUACAGAUGGAAGCAUGCUACAGAGACUUUGUUUGCGUUGAAAAUGCCAAGAUUGGAAAUGUCCAGCUAGAGCCUAAGCAGUCUUGGGUGGCCAAGCAGAUACUUAGCGUUGCCUGAAGAGCUAUGAAGAAACUGUCCUCGUACUUAAUUUUUUUUUUUUUUUUUUUUUUUUUAAAUUUCCCUUUGAGUAAUCAGCAAAAGAAACCUUGAACACACGAAAGUCUAUUGAGCUAGUGGAAAUCUCGUUUUUGUAUUUUUGGUUUCGCUAUUCUAGCCAAUUGUAUUUUUGUGUUGUAAUAAUGUACUCCUUAAUUUCCUCUGCAAGGAGACUAUGCUGCGAUUUUU